ACGAAUUUUGUGCCGUCCUUUUUACAGCAAUUGACAGCUGUGUUUGACACAUUGACACAGGCAGUCAGCGUGUCGCGUACUCAAAAUAUUGUCUGAAACCAUAAACAGUGAUGCUAAAAUUCGCAAUGAACGGAGAAAACAGAAAUCGUCGAUCUCGACACAUUAAUAAGAAAUUACUGAAACCAUUAACCUGCACGUUCUAUUGAGUAGCGUCAGGUUACGUUUAUGAAUAAAAAUUGUUCAUUGAGAUUACGCAUAAAUAAAUAUGGACAUACUCCACGAGCAGCUUGGCAUACCAAAAAAAUACAUUCGCCUUUUAAAUGGGCGAAUUUCAAUUACGGUUCACCGAAGUUGGUUAGCUAAUUUACUCAGUGUUGGGUCAGUCACUUUUAUCACUCAUGAUCAGCUGUCUGCAGACGUAAUUGCAGCACAACCUUCACUUGAUGAAUUGGGAUCUAACUGGCUCCGAAUCUACGCUCAGGUAUAUCAAAAACAACACAGAAAUGCAAUUCCCUUACCAAGAGCGAGAAACCUGGGGCAUGGAAAGACAGAAUCAGAAUUAACAUUUCCACAGCUAUUGCAUUAUGUUAUGGAAACUAAUCACCACAAUUUAUGGAAAGAAGCUUAUAAAAAAUACUACAGUAGAUGGAAUCCAGCCGAGCAAAGAGAACAGUCGAAUAUAACGGCAAGCAGCAACGAUGUGGCUGUAAUGAAAGAUAUUAUUACUCGCAUGUAUGGCUGUCCGAUGGUACAGCUGCAGGAUGGCAAUGUAGUAACUGUUACCCCAGGAUCCACACGAGAGCUGCACUGUAAUUUAUUACCAGCGUUACUCACCAUUGAAACAGAAUCUUGUUUCAUCACAAUUCAUGAACAAACUGCCAAAUAUUCCCUCCAAGAUUCUGUGACGUACAGUCCAGCAGCCCUAUCUUCGAGCCAUAGCAAACCUUUGUUCCUCAUUUAUCAGCUACUCCGUCUAUUAAGAGAUAUGCAUGAUAGAGGUUUAGUUCUUGGAGAAAUAACUCUCGGGGAUAUAUUACUCACUGAUACUUUCACUAUUCAGGUCUUACCAAAAAUAACUGACAAUAUACACUUGAAACCACAACACGAGUGUGGAAGUUCAGCUAGUAUUCACGGUCACAGAAAAUUAAAGUGUCACGAUUACAACAAGGAUAUCAGCUUGAAUUACGAGUAUAGUAAAAAUUCUGGUAGCCCUUUGUUUGGAAUUAACGAAAACAUUGAUAAACUCUGUGAAAUGUGGAUUCAGGGGCAAAUAAGUAAUUUCGAUUAUUUGACUGCACUGAAUAACGUAGCUGGCAGAAGAUACGGGGAUCCAUCCUGCCAUCAUGUUAUGCCUUGGGUGACAGAUUUCACAUCACGUUGCGGAGGAAAUUGGAGAGACCUUACAAAAUCAAAAUUUCGACUUAAUAAAGGCGACCGGCAAUUGGAUCUUACGUUUGACUCCCAUGUAACUGAGGUUGGUCAUCAUGUUUCGGAUGUCCUUUCAGAAAUCACUUACUACGUGUACCUUUCUCGUCGCUAUGCUCGUUCUGUGCUAUGCAAGCAUGUGAGACCGCAGUGGGUUCCAUGGGAGUAUCCCGCGUCUAUUCAAAGGCUGCAUCAUUGGAGUCCUGAUGAAUGUAUUCCACAAUUCUUCACCGAUCCAAACGUCUUUAAGUCCAUUCAUGAAGACCUACAAGAUCUGGAAAUUCCAGCAUGGGCAACGUCUCCCGAAGAUUUUAUAGAAAAGCAUCGCGAGGCUUUGGAAAGUAUAUACGUUUCUGAAAGACUACAUCACUGGAUCGAUCUCACUUUUGGUUACAAAUUAUCAGGCUCAGCAGCAGUGAAAUCAAAAAAUGUGUGCUUGCAGUUAGUCGAUAAUCACAAAGGGUUAACAAAUUCUGGGAUAGUGCAGGUGUUUACAUUGCCACAUCCGCAAAAGCUAGUGCCUUCACCUUACUGGAGUAAAAGUCCACCUCGUUUACAGAAACCAAACUUGAGGGAGAGAAUAAAAAGUGAUCGUUCUGGUGAAAGAAUCAGUGAAGAUGAAGGUCACAGUUCAGGCUUUGAAGAAGACGAAUCUGCGGCCAAUUCUAAUCCUUCAAGGUCAUCGCCACUAGCUUUGAGUCGUUUACUCAGUCGAUCUCGGAGCUCCUUACUCGCUCCUGACGAUAUUCCAAAAACUGAUAAAUCGUCGAUGCAAAUUAUUCUUCCCAAAGACUACAACCCAGUGGCGGCACUUGUGCAGGUUGAAACUACAUAUGCUUUUCUAAACAAAGCGACUCACCAGACUUAUAAGUCAAAUCCAAUAGCCCAUGACAGCUUGACUAACUACAAGCAAAUUGUAGCCUCUAGUAGAAUCAAGGAACAGCAAAUACUUGGGUGUUUGAUAGCCGAAAUAUUCCUUUCUGCAAGAUUGAGAGCGUCAACGAAAGCUGCAUACAUGACAUUUAAUGAGAGAUUCAGUGCCUGUGUCAAUUUGUUAAAGGCAUCACCGGAUGCCCUACCAAGAUGUGUGAGAAGCGCAGUAGCCUUGCUGCUUCAGGCUGACGUGAUACCAAAGAGCUACAAUUUCGAAAGUGUGGAUAAUAAUGACCCUGCUUCAAGUUCGAACAAUGUACAGUUUCGUUAUCUGACAGUAACUAACGUUGGUCUACCUCCGCCCUCUGCCCAUCAAUUGCUACAGUCGAUUUUGUCUGGAAGCUUGUUUCCCUUUCCUAAAUACUUCAAACGUUUGUUCGGGGUGGUCGAAAUGCUGCAAGAAUACAAUAGCCUUGUUCAAAGUUUGAAUCUAGUUACACAUAGGGCUCAGGAAAGUGAAUCAAUGUCUGUUACACAAACUCAAUACCUCUGCAAGAUCAGCGAGUGUAAAGUCAAAGCUGCAGCAAGAGACCUUGAACGACUUCUCCCUGAAAUGGGUGAUACUUCAGAAGCUUAUCUCGAAUUAAUAGUACCCCAUAUUCGUCAAAUAAUGGAGGAACCUUACUGUGCUGUUUUAGCUGCUUGGUACUUAUUUGAUCCUAUUGCCAAAGUUAUAGGACCAAAACAUUCCGCAAUGGCUCUACUGGAACCAAUUGUAAAGUUGUAUGAAAAUGGUUCCAUAAUGGAUAGUGAAUCUGAAAUAGACGUUUUGUCUUCCAUGUCACCUGCAAAGCACAGGACAGUGAGACUUUACCACCGUAGUUUUCUUUUAAAGCUUAUGGUUAGACUUGGACUGCGCAAAUUUUUAGACAACUUUAUUACACCGUUAGUAGAGGCGGUUGGCGGCUACAGAGACAAUUUACAAAACCCCUCUAACGUGAAUUACUGUAGGAAUGGAAACCUCAAGACAUGUGAUCUUGGCGGUAGCUGUAGCGAUGCCGAAGCAAUGCUAUCACCCUUAGACGAGGAUUCUUCUGGUGAUUCUGAUCGAAACGGUUCUACUUCUUUAGGCCAAUCAGCCAGCGAUUCCAAAGUAUUACUUUCAACUGAUAACGAAAUAGAAGACGUUUUCGUUCUUGAAACAGAGGAAAAUUCUCCACCUUCCAAUGCUAGUGUACCUUAUAACAUAGAUGUUCAUUUGGAGCUGAACUUGAGUUUGAACGAUCUCUCUGAUGAAGCAAAUAAAACCUCACCACCAAGCAGUAUGAAAUCGCCGACUAUUCCGAUACCAAAAAGAGUCGAAGGUGGUAAACUAGUCACUGGUUUCAACAGCAUCGGUUGUCACGUUGGUAGUAAAACAUCCAGUGAAGACAUACCGUUCAGCAAUUCAUACGUCGGGAAUGUCACCACUGGAAGUAACAAAGCUACGGACAGUACAAGCACAACAAAUGUUGAAACUUUGAAGGAAGUUACUUUGCAUUGUGAAAAUGAUGAUCAUCCUGAAAACGUUGACGUCAAUGAUGAAACAGUUUGCAUGGAUCUACCGCUACAGAAGUUAGUUCCUAUUGAUUGCAAAGUGUCUGAAAUGAGCGCAGAGUCUGUCAUUUGGUUGUCUCAUCGUCUAGGACCAGUUCUAACUGCUCGUUAUCUGUCACGGAAUCUUCUCAGGAUGUUAACGCUCUGCUACGCUGGAACAGAAAACUUGACCCCUAUAUCCAAGAAUGAGACAGCAAGACCGGAUGACCAGAGUAAAUGGCCAAACACAAUGCUUGUCGGGGAUCGAAAUGCAUCCAAAGUUUUAGAAUGCCUCACUGCUAUUGCAGGCUUGUAUGGUGAGCAAAUAAUUUUACUGCAAUACUUGGGUCACAUGGUGGAAUUACUGGCUUUGUGUAAACGGAAGCUGACCCCAAAUCUGGAGGGUGGUUUAGUUUCUUGCCUGGCACUCUUGACACACAUUAUAGGAUUCCUCAGUGAUUCUGCGCUCAUGGAUGCCCUUCACGAAACUAUAUUAAGAUCAGUUCUGCAUCCGGCUGUGAGGAUACUUUCGACAACCCGUUAUACCUUUCCAAAUGGUGUAGUGGCACGCAGCGCAUUGGCUGACAAAUAUAUUGCAGUGACAUUCUGCUUGAGCCAAAGACUAGGAUCGGAGAUGAGUAAAACGCAGAUAGCAGUUUCUAUUCAGCGUUUUUUUCUAGCUUUUGACAAAGCGCAUGGUCAAAUUAGUAAAAACGUGUACGUUGGAGAUAUAGAGCGAAAAAUCGUCAAUUCUGCAAAGAAGAUCAAUCCUAACAAAAAAAAUUCUACAACCAACAGUCUAGCUGCAUCUUGCAAUGAGAGCAGCUACUUCGAAGUGUUAUCAGAUGGUUCCACUCAGGAAUGGGCUGUCAGAGAAUUGUCUCCAUGUAUGCAACAAGUCCAGUACAGCACAAGCGACGAAAUCACCGAAUCUUUCUCACCCCCUGUAAUCGAAGAUAGUUGUUUGACGGAUUCCAAACGAAACAAAGCACUCGAUGAACUCAGAGCAGUCUUCACUAUGGAGUUAGCACACAAAUCGUAUGUAACAUUUUAUCGUUACAUCGGGGAUGAUGCUAUGGAGCAAAUUCUGAAAAAUCAUCAACUAAUCAGAGAUCUUUGUUACGAAUAUGAACAAGAAACUCGACCUUCUUGUUCUAACGUUGAUUUUGCACCUGUAGAUUUCAACUCUGAUACAAGGGAUGCAGAGAGUUUUGGAAAAAUAUCUGUUGUUGGAAAUCGCAUUGAAGUUCAAAGAAAGAGUCCAUCCCCGCAAACACAGUCUUCAAGUGAUAACGGGUUAUCAGUAAGCAGAGAGAUGAUGUCUACCAGUCGGCACCUUAGAGGAAAUUGGUUGGCAUAUUGGGAGCACGAAAUCGGCAGACCCGAUAAAGAUACCAGAUUUAACAUUAAGCAAAUAAAACUUCAAACAUUCGUCGGUCACACUAGUAGCGUCAGAUGUCUUCAUGUCCUUGACAAUGAGAAUAGCUUUAUGAGCGGAGGGCGAGACAAAAGUGUGAAACUUUGGAGCCUGAGAAGUCAGGGAGAUGGUAGUGCGGUAUCACAAUGUCAAUACACUUACACAGGACACAAAAAGUCAAUACUUGCCUUAACGUUUCUGGAAUCUCUGAGGUAUGCGGUCACUUGCGAUGGGUCCAUUCACUGCUGGGAUCCGUUCAUGGGUUCACUGUUAGGGUCUCCGGAAUGCGUCCGUCCUGCACCUGUAAAUACUCUGGCAGCUUGUCCUAUUCCGUCUACAAUGCUGCUUGCUGCUACUACAGAUAUGACAUUAAGAGUUAUUGACUGCAGAACAUUUCAGUAUGUUAAUGAAAUGAAGGUCUCUAUGAAUCCAACUGGUUUAAUACGAUGUAUAGCGGUAGCUCCUAGUGGGCAUUGGAUUGCCAUGGGUCAGGCAUCUGGAUUUCUUGCAAUUUUAGACAUUCGUACUGGACUAAUUAUAGCAUCAUGGAAAGGUCACGAAUGUGAAGUGUUGCAGUUGGAAGCAUUAAACGACACAACUAUCAUUAGCUCUUCCUUAGACCAGUCUAUCGCAGUAUGGAGUGCAGUUGACGGAAAAUUGAAAUUUCAUUUGAAAGGGACAACAGAACCGGUACACUGUUUGUCCAUCUACGAUCAAGAGUUGAUAUCAGCUACAACUGCAAAUCGCAUCGGAGUUCACACCUCUGUAGAGGCAACAGCUUCAUUUUCUUCGACUAAAUUACGAUCAGAUACGUUUAAAGGUGAUCUUACAGCCAUGUCUGUACUUCCUCUGAAUAGACUUCUUCUGCUAGGUGCUGACAACGGUGGAAUUUCCCUACUAUGUUAAAAUAGGAUAGUAACAAUUAGAUAAAUCUACUAUUAUCCAUCGGCAUUCAUCAGUAUUGUCAUUCGUUACUACGAAGUUUUCAUACUAUCCAAUAUUCAUGUGAUAAUUGGCAAAUAAAAAAGAAGUACGGACUUA
Neodiprion virginianus is the source of this 6331-nucleotide messenger RNA. RefSeq names its product WD repeat-containing protein 81 (gene Wdr81). Bases 266 to 6196 code for a protein of 1976 amino acids. Gene Ontology annotation, biological process: aggrephagy. Gene Ontology annotation, cellular component: mitochondrion. The transcript has 14 exons. NCBI's taxonomy places the organism in Eukaryota, Metazoa, Arthropoda, Insecta, Hymenoptera, Diprionidae. Gene Ontology annotation, molecular function: phosphatidylinositol 3-kinase regulator activity; protein binding. The record is from RefSeq and is a predicted model, not a curated record.